Molecule: messenger RNA, 1320 nt
Organism: Ciona intestinalis (vase tunicate)
Lineage: Eukaryota; Metazoa; Chordata; Ascidiacea; Phlebobranchia; Cionidae
Source: RefSeq, a predicted model, not a curated record
GCAUAAAAACAAUGGAGGUGAGCAAAUUAUUGGAAGUGUGCGAAAUCAUGUAGAUGGGUAUUGCGCGUCAACAAACUCAGUUUUCGAAUACCUGGGUUGCGUGUGGCAUGGUUGUACGAUGUGCGAUACAAACAAGGAUGGUAGUGGAAAUCUGUUGGAACGCCAUCAGCGUAUGGAAAAGUCGGUGGAACAGCUCAAUAAAGAAACACUGCAACGGUUGAAACGUUUGGAGACUGAAGGGUAUAAUGUCCAUUUUAAAUGGGGGUGUCAGUGGCGGCGUGAGCAACAGGAUCCGGAGAUUCGAAACUUCAUAUGCAAAAACAAACCCGCGUGGAAACACCCCAAAAAUGAAAAGUCGGGUAAGUUUAUUAUGGUAUACUGUUUGAACACUACUGACGUUUAACGUUUAGGAAAACUUUAUAUGGAUUUGCCGAAGUGGAUGUAAGUGUACCAGAGCACUUGCGAAGGAUAUACAGCGAAUUCCCUCCAUCUUCAAAAACCAUUUGGUAUAAGUAUUAUUCUAAAAAUAUACACACGCUAACUACUGACUUGUAGAUUUCUCGAGAUGAUAUUGUGUGGACCUCAUAUGAGAAGGCUUUCGCGGAGAAAAAUAACAUCAUGAGCUCACCGAGACGUAGCUUGAUCAGCAGUUUCAAGAGGGAAAAACAAACUUUCGCGACGCCGCUGCUAAAGUGGUACUUGCAAAAAGUUAAUUGGAAAUUCAGCAUAUGGAAAACCUUGACCAACAAGCUGAAGUUCAAAGAUGUUGUCUUCAAAAGGGAACCUCUUGUUAACAACAUGAUAAAGCGAAAACCUUUUGUUCACUGUGACGAGAUUGCCACGGACCUCUAUGAAAUCCAUAUGAGAAAGGAACAUAUACACCAAGACCUCCCGAUACAAAUCGGGGUGUUCGUAUAUGAUCUGGCAAAAUUAAAAUUGUUACAGUUUGUUUAUGAUGUAUUAUUCUUAUUUAUUGAUCCGUCUAACAUUACCCUUGUGCAGUGUGAUACUGAUUCAAUGUACUUUAAUUUAUCCGCAGACUCACUCGAUGAUGUUAUUAAGCCCGAGUUGAGAAAACGAUUCUUUACCGAAUACGGUACUUGGUUUCCUGCCUUGGCGUGUGGAUGCUCACAACGCUCAGUUUGUUGAAACCAGGACAGCCUUUAAGGCUUGGGUUCCAUAUGAGUGUUGCAAACAACGAACUCUUUGACAAACGCACAUUGGGGUUGUUUAAAGUUGAGUAUAGUGGUAACCGGUAUUGUUGCUUUGAAUUCUAAAACAUACUACUGUACCGGGGAUGUUGAUAAGAUUAGCAGCAAG